AUGGCUUCAACGACUCUAGUGUUGGGUGAAACCGUCGUGCUACUCACUACAGUCUUGACGCUCUUCAACACUACUUUGUCCACUAUUAUCCGAGAAGACAUUGAUACAGCCCCUGCUGGAAGCCUAACAAUCUCCAACGUGAUUUUAGAAACUAUAACGCAGACGGUGCCAACAUCAACCAGCACGGGGUCUUCAGAGACAACUCAAGCAAGCCAAGAUGUAACCUUAUCCAGCGCAUCAUCUACAGGUCUGAAUGAUGAAAAGCCAACUGGCAAGGAAGAUCAAUCGGGAAGAUCCCCGGAUGGACUCAAAGGCGGCCCUGUCGCUGGAGUUGCCAUCGGCUGCCUCGUUGCUGGCCUUGCUCUGGGACUCAUAGCAGCCUUUUUACGUUUCCGGAGACGGCGGAGAGGCAAGCCAGCAAACGAAGGAUUCGUUUUAGCAGAUCAAAAAUACACGGAACCCAAGGAUGGGACACAGGUCAUAGUUUCAUCGUCGAGGCACGAUGCUGAACUCAGCCAGUUUCUUCUCGAGGCAACUCCGGACAAGGACCUCCAAGCAGAGCUGCGCUCACUAUCCGAACUCAUUUAUCAGCACGUCGAGAACUAUUACCGUCGACCCCAAGUCCAGGCCGACCCUGCUGAGGUGGCUCAGAGCCUCACCAAUAUUGGCUACUCACCAGAAGCGUCAGGACUGCAGGCAGACACAGUUGCUGCCAUUUGCCUCAGCCCCAAGACAUCUCAAGUUGGACUCCGCCAUGUCCUCUCGCAUGUCAUCUUUCGGAGCCUCGAUUUCAAUUCUGGCAGCAGCUUGUCCAUGCUUCCACUAGAGGUUGCAACACUGACGCAAAGAAGCCACUCAGCUGAAAACGCAAACAAUCCUGCAAUUACCUUGGCGCGUUCAAGGUGGCGCACUCUCUCUGCUCUGCUUCUCCAUCCUAACCCGGAUGAGAGAACACCGCUCCCGGUGUCAGUGACAGAAGCUUCCCCUAUGGCUCUAUCUCUUUCGAAUGAGCUAAACCAGUUCUUGGGAGUGUUUGUUACACAAGACACUGCUAGCCUACAGGAUCAGAUGAACCAUCUGCAGGCUGUCAUUCUUGAGUGCACCAAACUUGGCUAUGUCGUUCUAUCGCAGCCGAGUGACUUGGGGUUUGUUUUUAGCAACAGUGCAUCCAUUACAAAAAGCUGUAGGAUCGUGGUGUGUCCUGGCUUGGAAAGGCUCAGCCAAAACGACGGAACGAGGUAUAGAUCGCCCAAGGAGAUAGUAGCACCGGAGACUGUGAGUCUGUGA
Molecule: messenger RNA, 1287 nt
Organism: Fusarium fujikuroi IMI 58289
Lineage: Eukaryota; Fungi; Ascomycota; Sordariomycetes; Hypocreales; Nectriaceae
Exons: 2
Coding region: 1-1287 (428 amino acids)
Source: RefSeq, a predicted model, not a curated record